Molecule: messenger RNA, 1278 nt
Organism: Metarhizium acridum CQMa 102
Lineage: Eukaryota; Fungi; Ascomycota; Sordariomycetes; Hypocreales; Clavicipitaceae
Biological process (GO): antibiotic biosynthetic process
Molecular function (GO): 3-dehydroquinate synthase activity
Source: RefSeq, a predicted model, not a curated record
AUGUCUGACAUGAAGGCGAAUGUAGAAGCCACCUCCAGUGGCUUCGCAGUAUGCGGCUAUGAGAAGAUUGAGUACGACUUUACGUUCCUUGACGGAGCGUUUCGAAUCGGAAACGCUCAGCUUUCAGAGUGCUAUAGUAGGUGGCGGCGCUGUCUUGCGGUCAUGGACUACAAUAUUUAUUCCCUCUACGGUGAAACGAUUCACAAUUACUUUGAACACUACCAAAUCAAGCUUACUAUACACAAAACCAUGGUUGGGGAGAAGGCCAAAACCAUGGAUACAAUGCUAGGCAUCAUUGAUGCCAUGAACGAUUUCGGCAUUUACCGCAAAGAACCCGUGUUAGUGGUUGGUGGCGGACUGGUGACGGACGUUGCUGGUUUUGCAUGCGCAUCCUACCGACGCAACACGAACUUUAUACGAGUCCCCACCACCGUUAUCGGGUUGAUUGAUGCUUCAGUCUCUAUUAAAGUUGCCGUAAACUACGGCAGGUACAAGAAUCGACUUGGCGCCUAUCACGCUCCCAUACACACCUUUCUCGACUUCACUUUCCUUCGCACACUCCCAAUCGGGCAAAUUCGAAAUGGCUUUGCUGAGCUCAUCAAGAUUUCUUCUUGCGCUGAUAAAAAAACUUUUGAUCUUCUUGAUAAGUACUGCGAGAAGCUUAUUGAAACCGCCUUCGGGAGGCUUGAGAGUUCUCGGGAAAUCAGAACUGCCGCCGACGCGAUAUGCAGGGCAGGCAUCCACGAGAUGCUGAAGCUCGAGACGCCAAAUUUGCAUGAGAUUAUGUUGGACAGGGUCAUCGCCUAUGGUCAUACCUGGUCGCCGUUGCACGAGCUUGUUCCAGAUCCUCCACUGCGACACGGUCAUGCCAUUUCAAUCGACAUGGCUUAUUCGGCCACUCUCAGUCGUGUGCGCGGACUUCUAUUACCCGAAGAUCAUGUGCGCCUGCUCAAUCUAUUUUCACGUGCUGGGCUGUCCAUAGACCAUCAUCAGUUCGACGAAGAGCUUCUAGAUAAAGCCACAACUGCUAUACUCCGGACGCGAGAUGGGAAACUUCGAGCCGCUGUGCCGAUUAGUCCUCUCGGUGAUUGCGUCUUUCUAAAUGAUGUUACUCAUCAAGACUUGUGCGAAGCGUUACAGGUCCACAAAACCUUCGCUGGACAAUUCCCACGCAAGGGAAAAGGGCUAGAAGCUUUUGUUGAUUCCAGCGAUACAGGACACGAUCAGCCUAAUGGGCUUGCUGUUGACACUUCACACGAGGAAAUGAUUUCGAGCUAG